Molecule: messenger RNA, 2000 nt
Organism: Magallana angulata
Lineage: Eukaryota; Metazoa; Mollusca; Bivalvia; Ostreida; Ostreidae
Product: failed axon connections homolog
Exons: 6
Coding region: 944-1708 (254 amino acids)
Cellular component (GO): cytoplasm
Source: RefSeq, a predicted model, not a curated record
AACUAUGAAACGAUUUAUUAAAACAAAUAGUGGAUUAUAUAAUCAAAAUAUGAAAUUAAUCUCUGCACACAACAAUUUUUUUCUUCAAAAAUACUUUUUGAAGUGGUGUUGUGGUGGCGUUGUCAAACCAAUGAAUAUAAGAGUUUCUAUCACAUUUCGAUGUUUAAAAAAACCCCUUUUCUUUACAAUGGUAAUGCCACAUCUUUUCCCUCUGGGGUUUGUGAAUUGGAGUAAUUUUAAUCCAAUUAUCUGCAGUUGAAAAAAAAAUUGGGUGUAACUGUUGAAACCUGAGGGUACCACAAUCUACUGAAUGUUUUAUAUAUCUCCAUGAGCCCAAUAUAAACUCUUUUCAUCCUCCAAGAUUAGAUUUUGGAGAAUAUAUUAGUUGUAGAAACGGCAAUAUUUCAGCGCUAGCAAUAUCUUGAUUAUUUCUUUUUUCACAUUCUGUCGCUUAUCGCACGGAUUCAAAUCGUCGUUCAUGGUUUUCGUGAGGACUAUGUUUGAGAAAUAUCCGCACAGCCACUUUAAAGUUUGUGUUAAUCUCUAAGAGCAAUAUAUUAAAGCUCAUAUAUAAUGUUAACAAAUUAAAAAGUCCAAAUCGUACACAUUAGUCGCAUGGGCUCCGUGUCCAAUAACACGCCAAGGAUAAAAUACUAGUAAUAUAUGUUGAUUCUUGGACUAUUAUGGUUAUUAAACCAUCAUAUAAUCAUGUACUUACUUUUAAGUAUAGUUUUUGCAAAUUUUUCUUUUUACAUCAGUUCACAGUUCUUUGGAAUUUUAAUAAACGUGUGUUUAUUACUGUACCCUGACUCGUCUUUUAUACAUAUGACAUUCAGUAAAUUUUAACUCGAACACGCUUCCAUAACCCCAUGGUGCCCGAUUGAUUAAUUUGUAUUUGUAUAGUUUUAGUUGAUAUAAGGUAGAUAUAAAUCUGCGGCUCGAGAUGAACUUCUUUAGGAAGACUUAUCCCCCGAACACUGUCAUUCAUCAUAAUGUCGGCCGAGGACCGUAUGCACCAAGCCUUACCCCGUUUGCCGUGAAGCUGGAGACCUAUUUACGGAUGACAAAAGUCCCAUUUAUGACUGAAAAUGACAGUGGCAGAAACAGAAGUUCUAAAGGAAAACUGACCUGGAUAGAAUACAAUGGACAUGAAGUAGCAGACUCAGAAUUCUGUAUCCAGUUUAUAAAUAAAACAUUCAACAUUGAUCUAGACAAGAACUUCUCUGAUGAAGAAAUUGGGGCAGGUAGAGCCAUCCAAAGGAUGGUGGAUGAACAUCUGUAUUGGACAGUUGUUCUACAACGCUGGGUGUAUGAUCCCAAGCAUGGAAUUGAUGUCAAAAAACACAUGAAGGUUCCGUGGCUUGUUUUCUGUAUUGGCAGAAACAAGAUAAAGAAUCAGAGCUACGCACAAGGAGUAGGCAGGCACACCGAGGAAGAGAUGCUUCAAGUGAUGGAUGAAGAUCUACAGGCCCUGUCAAAGUUCCUAGGCAAAAAGACGUUCAUGUUGGGUGAACAAGCCAGUCAGACUGAUUGCGCCGUGUUUGGAAUGUUAUCUCAGAUUCACUGGCAGGGCUUUGGAGGUGCAGCAGAGAAGUUGUACAAAAAAUAUCCCAAUUUAAGCACAUACUGUGAACGGAUGAAAGCGGAGUUCUGGCCAGACUGGGACGAUUGUAUUACCCACGGUGGGACGAGGAAAGCUUCCAAAUGAAUGCAUAAUAAUAAUAGUAUCGAUUCAUUAUGCAUUUCACAAUAAGUGUCACAAUAGACCCACAACAACAUUUUCGUCACUUUUUUUACAUAAUUUGCAUAAUUGUAUUUGUAUUUUGUGAUUAUUGUUUUGUUUAUAAAAUUCAAUUAUUUUGACUGAGCGUUUUGAAAAAUGUUGGUAUCUAUCUUGUAGCGGAUGCAUGUGCUAACUUGGAGACAAUUCUGAAAUUCUGAACAUGAAUUGUUUAUACAAAUGUUGUGUAAUUUAGUUUACAAUCUCUGCUAUUAACAGA